AUUUAUUUUUUCAAUUUUCUACUCAAAACAAACCCUACCUAUUCCCCUCCCCUUCCCUCCCCGCUUUCUUGUUCUUUUUCUUCUCAUUUCCGUCUUCCUUAUAUUUCUUCUUCGGCUCCGGUGGGAAGAUCCCAGACGUCGUCAAGGAGACGUCACCGUUGCCGGAAAGACCGAUUUCUGUUCGCGACAUUUAACCGGAAAGAAAGCGCCUGGCGUUAGCCACCGCACCGCCGUCGCUGCCGCCGCCGGAAUCGUCGAAACUACAUCAGUGGCAGUGUUGGCCCCAGAUUGGAGAAUUUUGUUGGAAAACUUGUUAAGAAAUCAAAGAUACGCAUAAGUUUAUCAGAGCUGUCUUGUCUAGCAAAGAUGCCUGGCAUUCCUCUCUCAACUCGUGAAUCUGCGAAUUGUGUUUGCAAUUGUGGAUACUCACAAGGUGCAGAUCAUAUGUGUCGCCAUGAUCCCCGCUCACAUUUGUCUGCAGAAGAGCAAAUUGCAGCUGAGGAGAGCCUUUCUAUUUACUGCAAGCCAGUUGAACUGUACAAUAUUCUUCAGCGCCGUGCUGUUAGAAAUCCAUCUUUCCUUCAAAGAUGUUUGCAAUACAAAGUACAAGCAAAACACAAGAAAAGGAUUCAGAUGACAGUUUCUCUGCCAUCAACUGUAAAUCAUGAUUCUCAAAUUCAAAACCUAUUCCCUUUGUGUAUAUUAGUGGCAAGACAAGUUUAUAGUCCAUCGGUUGUAGAGGAUUCCUCAAUUUAUCAUUUCAGUAGAGAAUGUAUAUUGACAAAAUGUACUGGAAGUGACAGAAUGAAUCAGGAUGUAGCAAAUUUCAUUCUUCCUGAGAUUAACAAACUAUCAGCUGAAGUCAAAUCUGGUUUCAUUUCUAUAUUGUUUGUCAGCUGUGCUGAAUUGUUUAAGGACUAUGCGGAUGGAUCAUUCUUUCAAGCUAAUGUUGGAGGUCACUGCUUCCUGGGUAAAAUUCCAAUGGAGUUACUUCAAUUAUCCUGGGAGAAGUCUCUCAACUUGAGUAGUGGAGAGAGAGCUGAGAUGCUGUCAACUGUUGAUCUGCAUUCUUGCUACCUGAAGACAAGCUGUUUUGGAGAAGACAAAUGUUUUUCAUUUCAUAGUCCCCGCCCUCAUGCUGGUGCUAUGGCUAUGCGUCUACAACUGCAAGUCUGCAUUGCAGCAGAAGAGAUUGGUGCCAAGGACAGAUCUCCAUAUGAUUCAUUCUCAUAUAGAGGCAUUCCUUCUUCAGUUUUGCCUCAGAUUAUAAGGUUGAGGACUGGAAAUGUUGUUUUCAACUACAAAUACUAUAAUAAUAGGUUGCAGAGGACUGAAGUGACGGAGGAGUUCUCAUGUCCUUUUUGUUUGGUUAAGUGUGGAAGCUUCAAGGGUCUGAGAUAUCAUUUGCCUUCUUUUCAUGACCUCUUCAACUUUGAAUUUUGGGUUACUGAAGAAAUUCAAGCAGUGAAUGUUUCUGUCAAGACUGAUACAUGGAGAUCCGAGAUUGUUGCAGCUGGUGUUGAUCCUAAGCAACAGACAUUUUUCUUUUGUUCUAAAGCAGGAAGGCGCAGAAGACGCAAGAACCUAGUUAAGAGUACAAAGCAUGUGCAUCCCCUUGUAUUUGAUUCCGAAUUGCCGGAAUCUCUCAAUGAACUUCGUGAAAAGACAGAUGCAGAGAGCGGGGACCGUGACAUAUCCAGCCCCAGAGUUUCAUCAGCUACAGCACAUUCAUAUGCUGAUCCAGAAUGUGUGCAGUCAUUACCUGGUAGCAACCUCACAGCUCCGGCACUGCUGCAGUUUGCGAAGACAAGGAAGUUAUCAAUUGAGCGGUCUGACUCCAGAAAUCGUGCACUGUUGCAGAAGAGGCAGUUCUUUCAUUCACAUCGAGCACAGCCUAUGGCCAUGGAGCAAGUCUUAUCUGACCGAGAUAGCGAGGAUGAAGUUGAUGAUGAUGUUGCAGAUCUUGAAGAUCGAAGGAUGCUUGAUGACUUUGUGGAUGUCACAAAAGAUGAGAAGCAGUUGAUGCAUCUGUGGAAUUCUUUUGUCAGGCGACAAAGGGUACUGGCGGAUGGUCAUAUUCCUUGGGCAUGUGAGGCUUUUUCUAAAUUGCAUGGAAAGGAUUUUGUCAGAACCCCAGCAUUACUCUGGUGCUGGAGACUAUUUAUGAUCAAGUUGUGGAACCAUGGUCUGCUGGAUGCUCGCACGAUGAACAACUGCAGUGUAAUUCUGGAGCAAUGUCAAGGACAAGAUCAGCCACCAUCCGGCCAGUAGUUUCACAGCCAUUUUUAGACGAACUCAUGCACAUUCUUCUAACUGGAAUUUAACUUGGAACUGUUGGCCAUGCCAAAAAAACUAUUACAUGGUAUCUCUUUAACAUCUUGUCUUUACCGAAAAUUCUUGGCUUUGGUUCUUGUGGAUAAAAACUUUGGGACUGCAAGGGGCUUGUUUA
Molecule: messenger RNA, 2449 nt
Organism: Andrographis paniculata
Lineage: Eukaryota; Viridiplantae; Streptophyta; Magnoliopsida; Lamiales; Acanthaceae
Product: polycomb group protein EMBRYONIC FLOWER 2
Exons: 22
Coding region: 367-2271 (634 amino acids)
Cellular component (GO): nucleus
Molecular function (GO): chromatin DNA binding
Source: RefSeq, a predicted model, not a curated record